This is a messenger RNA of Pocillopora verrucosa, 4520 nucleotides long. Lineage: Eukaryota; Metazoa; Cnidaria; Anthozoa; Scleractinia; Pocilloporidae. The record is from RefSeq and is a predicted model, not a curated record.
AAGAUGAGUUGGAUACUCAAGCUUUUGAAAGAGGGUUACAAAUUCGUUGAACUACUCAGACACCGAUAUCCAACAAAAGUUCAUGCUGUCAGGAUUCCACAUCGUCGUGGAUUUUAUCAGCGAAAAGAAGAUAAAGAAGUUAUGAUUACCUUGAAACGCCUUUGCAAAUAUGGCAAUUCCUCGCGCGUGAAGACCCUGAUUUUACAUGGGCCAACAGGACACGGUAAAAAGCACUGUGCGGCAAAUCUGAUGGAUCAACUUUACAUUAAACCUGUACGCUCGCGAUUCUUCUGGAACAAACCAUGGAAUUUUCGAAACAGACCAACAAUCCUGUGGACAAUCAACGCAACAAAUGAAGCAACGAUGCUCGAAAGUUUCUGUAGUCUUGCCAAAGAAAUCGGUUUGACUGAACAGGCCAAGGCUGCAAAUCAGGAACUAUCACUUCUCAGCAGAACAUCAGAGGGAAGACAAUACCACAUGAAUGUUCAAAAUCCAUUCGAAGAAAAUGUCUACGCUUUGAAACACAUUUACGAAAAAGUUAUGAAGACCCUGAGAAGGCAAGGUUCCUGGGUGCUAUUAAUAGAAGGUGCUAAAGAGGAAAAGUCAAGUCGACAACAAUUUUGGCCGGCGCCAGGUGAUCCAAGCCUUGGAAAUGGUCUGGUGAUCAUGACUACUGAAGAUUCCAAGUUAUUGCAAGAGAAAGGUGUUGACUAUCCAUUGGCGAAGGUGUUCAUUGGUAGAAUGACGGAAGAAGAUGGAGCUAAAUUUCUUGCGAAAAUAAGUGAUAUCCAUUACACUGUUGCUAAACGCUUCGCAAAAGUAACACAUUGCAUACCCCAGAAUAUAGCAAAGUUGGGAGAUGCUAUAAGGGAAUACCAAGAAGAAACGAAUAAACAACUAACUUUUGAAAAUUUACCAGUACCAACGGAAGAAGUUACACUCCCUAAGUAUUUGAUGAUGAUGGAACUAACAAGUGGAAAUCGAACGCAGCUGUUAAAAUUCUUGGCCUGCUGUUCAAGUGAAAACUAUUUGCCCCUAGAAAUUCUAGAGGGAGGUAUUGAAGGUCCAUUGGAACGAGAAAAUUUAGAAAAAUUUGUUGAUCUUUCUGUGAGAGAGGAAAUUGAUGUGGUAACCAUACAUCCACGAGACCACACCAUGCUCAGAGAUAUACUCAAUGGGCAAAGCCAAAGUGAUAAUGAAGAGACACGGACUUACGUAUUGAACUUUCCCUUCUUGACAAACCAACCACGCAACAUAAACACUCUUACUCUGUCGUGUCUCGAUGUCUCUCGCGUGAUUAAAUGCCUAGGCGAUGUAUGCAAAAAUGCUCUUCAAAACAACAGAGAUAAAGAUUUCAAAUUGUUGCGCUUCGUUUUACCACAUCUGAAAGAAGCUGUAAAGCUCAAGGACAAUUUGAAACUAGAAGGAGAAUUCGACCCCCUCGUCAUGGCUAAUGGACAUGCCUGUCUUGGGGUAGGUUCGCUCAUCUUUAGCAGGCCUGAAGAAGCAAGAAAGGACCUAAAGAUUGCUCUAGAUCUCUUCAAGAACUAUGAAGGCGAGGAAAAUGUGCAACUUGACUUGGCUAACGUGUGGCACUUCCUGGGAGAGGCCCACAGCAACAGAUUUCCAAUUUUAUGCGUGGAAAAGUGCGUCGACAUUACUGGGAUAAAUCGGAGUGUCAGUCACCUCGCGAGCCCGUGGGAAGGAGAAAUAUGUUUACAAGAAGCCUUACGAGAGAAAGAACAGUUCUACAAAGGAAAGGAUGACCCACAGAUUGCUUUGACUCUACGAAGUCUUGGAAAUGUAAUGAAUGAAGUGGGAAGACAUACCAAAGCUAUUAACUUCAUCCAAAGAGCCUUGAAGAUUUAUUUCGAUAAAGAAAACUUCAAAAAGGAAUAUGGUUUCACCCUGAGUGCAUUAGGAUCUUCGUACCGCUACCUUGGUCAGUAUGCUGAAGCAGAAGACUACUUAAAGAUGGCUCUCGAAAUCUUUGAAUCCGUCGAAUCACCGAGCGAACUAAGGAUUGGCGUGACACUCAGCCGUUUGGCCUCUGUGCAAAGAAAUAUGGACAAACUAGAUGAAAGCAUUGCUUCAUUGGAAAUAGCACUUGAAAAGUUUGGAGACAACAACAUUUACAGUGCUGUUAUUUUAUCAAAGCUGAGUGUAGUAUACCGUGACAAAGGGGAUUUUAAAAGAAGUUUCCUGUUUGCGUCGAAAGCUAAAAAAAUUGUAGAUGAACAUUAUGGCACAAAAAGUCAUCCCGCUAGAGCUACAGCACUGUUAAAUCUUGGACAUGCGCUGAGUGAUGUGGGAGAUGUAGACGAUGCAGUAAAAAGUCUUACAGAGGCCUUAGAUAUCAACAAGGAGAUCCAUGGUAGUAUCCAUCGCAUUGUGGCCGCCAACUAUAAUUACUUAUCGUAUGGCUCCCUACAGAUGGGAAUGGUUCAACAAGCCAAGAAAGAGCUACUAAACGCUUUAAAGGGUAUGGACCAUUACUCUCGCUCUCACCCAGAGAGAGCUAAUUCUCUAAAGAGGUUAAGCAAGGUCUGCUUAAUCCUCGGGGAAACCGUCAAAAGCGCAGAUUUAGCAGACCGUGCUCUCCAAAUCUACAAACAAACGCAUGGAGAUACCAUGGAACACAGAGAGGUGCGGAUGGGUACAGUUCGGGUGGCUCACGCUUGCUCCAAGCUUGGUUUGUGUGACAAUGCUGAAAAAUAUUUCAAAGAGGCAGAACUUGAUUUUCCCGAGGGCCAAGAAAUUAGGUCCCACUCCGAAUUUGCCGUACUUCUCAGGAAGAAAACCGAAAUUAUUUUAGACAGCUACGAAUUCCGCUGGCCUUUGGACGAGGUGGGCGUCCAAGAAAUACUUUCGCAGGCAAACAAGGAUUUACUCCGAGCAGAAGAAAUUUUGAGCUAUCCAUUUCGAUUUGAACAACAAAUCGCAUUAACAAAGAAGGAAAAAGCGCGCUUAAGCAUGCUAAUGGGAAAUUACUGCAGCGCGUAUGACGACAUUCGUUCAGCUCUAAACAUUCUCCCGCGGUAUUGCGAUUAUUUGAAGGCAGAUUUUUUAUUGGUAAAGAGUGAUGCUGAAAGAGGCAGAAAUCUGGCUAAUAGAUCAAAGGAGUCUUUGGAAACAGCUGAAAAUAUUUAUCAAAAUACUUUUGGUGACGACCAUCCAGUGAUUGCAGUCACUUUGCAAAAGAAGUGUUCUCUACAUUUGGAUUUCGAGCACAAAAGUAACACUGGCAAGAACGAAGCACAUAAAUAUUUUGAAGCAAGUCACCAAGCUUGUGAAGUCCUUAAAAGUAACUUGGAGCAGCAGCUUGCCGGUGUCCAAACAGAUUUUCUCAAAAACUACAGUUUUGAGCGACACCCUAUUCUCAAACGACAGAAGUCGCUUCAUAAAAGGUUAACGCGUAAUCAAGGUUCUUGGUGAGCUGAAGAAAGACACUCUACAAAAGAAAAAAAAGAACAAGAACAUUUCAACAACAGUUUACAGAAGUUUAUAGAGCCUGAAAACGAUUCCCUUUCUGUUCACCAAUUCUUUGAUGUGACGAUAGUUCCGCUCUUUCUAUUAUUUCAUUGAUGAAACGACCAUUAGGGCCACUUUCUUAUAUCAUGGCUGUCUCAUAUUAUGCUUUCAUGUUCAGAGGUAAAGAUGAACGCGACUUACAAAAAUUUUAGGGGAAGCGGCAGGUUGUUUUAACAUAGGUUUCAUUCCAAUAGACUACACUCUUUUUUGAGCACUUAUGAAGUGAGAAAAUCACGAUAAUCGUGAAUUCUUGUGAGUGGUGGAAAAGAAGUGGGAGGGGUGGAGGCAAGACAGUCUCCUGGUUAUAUGGAAUAAACAUUACGUAAAAUCACACGUCGUUUCUCUACUCCCAUGAACAGCCAAUCGUUACUAACCACUUUAACUAACGAUCUUCAUCUCUGAGUGCUACUAUUGAUGGACGGUUUCAUCUAGAAACGUCUUUAAAGUACAAAAUGAAAUAUUUUGUUUUCUGUAAUAUAUUGUUAAAUGCUCUCUGACCAGUUGCUGUAAGUUAACUGGUUAUGUCAACAACUACUUAAUUUUACUUAAUUUUACUUAAUUAUACCUUUUGACCCUUCUAGGAGUUUUUAGACUUUCCAGGGUUUCUAGUUAGACUAGUAUUAUCCUUGAAUCGAGAUAAGUCACGAGGUAUAGCUUUUUAUGUAAAAAAAAAAAAAGUGUGAAGAGUAUCUUUGCGGAAACGAAUCUAUUUUGGUAUUCGUUUUUAAGUUGCAUGCUUAUGGAACACGUUAUUGUUAUUAAUAAGGAAAAGUGAAUCCGUUCCUCAUUUAAUCCUUUCACUCCCAAGAUCUCAUUUGAAAUUCUCGCUACUGUCUGCCAUGCAAUUGUUUUGAUGUUCCUUCAGAGAAUUUGAAACAUCAAACACCAAAGGAACUCUUUUUUCGAAAAUUAGCAUGACAACAACAAUAACAAAUCCAGAUGUGCCCUCUAAUCAGUAAAAUUUGAGUAAGCAUAAUUAAUGCAACCCU